Molecule: messenger RNA, 532 nt
Organism: Aplysia californica (California sea hare)
Lineage: Eukaryota; Metazoa; Mollusca; Gastropoda; Aplysiida; Aplysiidae
Product: chondroitin proteoglycan 2
Cellular component (GO): extracellular region
Molecular function (GO): chitin binding
Source: RefSeq, a predicted model, not a curated record
UGGCCGGUCUCUGUGAGUAUUCUCGGCCCUCCCUUUGCUGGCAACAUGGUCACCAAAAUUCUUCUCGUGUCUCUGGCUCUCUUCGCCCUGGGAACCUGCCAGCUUACCAUUAACCUGUGCACCCAGUACGGAUGGCCAAACGGCAACUACCCUGACCCUUACGACUGCCUGAAGUACAUCAACUGUAAUGGCGCCAUUGCCACGGUGAUGUCGUGUGCUCCGGGCACCGUGUUCAACCCCAACACAAGGAACUGUGACAAUUACGGAAACGUGCCCAUCUGCCAGUCCACCCAGCAGAGCCCUAUUGUCGUCACCAACAUCUGCAACCAGUUCGGCUGGGGUAACGGAAACUUCUACCACCCUUACAACUGCGCCCAGUACAUCCAGUGUGCUAACGGACUGACCACUGUCAACGCCUGCGGAGCCGGACAGUACUACGACCAGUCUCUGGGAAGAUGCGCUCUGGCCGGCACGGGAUACUGCCUUCAAUACGUGUUCACCCCACCCCCGACACCCGUCGUCUACCCCGAUG